CCCCAUCCUAAAGGGCUUUUGAAGAUGUGUCUCUUCCACCAAGAUCUGCUUUGGGCUUUGCAGGGAUGGAACGCCAAACUCCUUUCCUUGCCUUGGCGGCUCCAGGAUGCUCCAGCUCCUUUGCACACCCAGCACAGCAGCUCCUGCCCCCAGAGAAUCAGGUCUGGGGCCGGGCUGGGUGGUCCUGGGCCGUGUGUGCAGUGCAGGGAGGGGGUUCCUGUCCCCCCGAGGUGGCAGCAGGCACAGUCAGUGCCGUUGUGGCGGGGAGUCCCCGCGCUGGCGGCCGUGCGGGAUCCCUGGCAGCUGUGGGCACCUCGUGGCCGUAUUUCCUCGCUCUGCUCCAGGAGUAAUUGCUCAGACGGGGACGUGGGGCAACUCCCAUCCCUCUCCCGGCAUGGUAAUGAGUGAAGAAGACUCAAAGACAAAUGGCUCAUUAAGAAGCAGUGCUGCAUUGCAGGAUUUUUCAUCCCACCAACCGCUGCAUCAGCAGAGGCAGCACCUCUCGCGCUCGCUCUCCCAGCCCUGGAGAAGGAGCUGUCAGGCAGCUGGGGCUGGUGCCAAAAUUAAUCAUGUGCUUAAUAACGUGCCCAGCCCAUCGAACGGCCUGUCCUCAGCCUCCAGGCUCUGGAGCAGGGUGGCUGCGCUGGGCUGGGGCCCUGGGGCAUCGUGGAUUUGGGGUUGGUGCUGGGAAGUGCCCAUUCUAGGUGAGAAGGGAUGUGUCAGGGCAGGGCUGAACCAGGGGAGAUGCCCCCAACUUUGGGGUGCCAGAGCCCCCCAGUUAUGUCAGGAUGUCAGGAUCUUCCAGGUUUUUGGGGUGCUAGAUACCCCCAGCCCUGUUGGGGUCCCAGCCAUCUGUGCUGGCUUUUCUGGCCUUCCCAGUGGCCUCAGUAAACACCUCCUGCUCCACUCAUAUUUGCAAAUCCUCAGCUUGUGUUCAUCUUUCAUGACUUUUAACAAAUCUUGCCUCAUCCCUUUUUUCCAGCGGUGCUCGGUUGGAUCCUGCCCCUCACAGCCCUCUGCAGGCAGCGCCUGCCUGCAGCUGCUCUGCUUUCUUUUAUUAACAGUAAUUGGUUUUGAUUUCCUGAUUGCAGCCAGUGUAUUUCUGUGAUCUUUGCAUCCUGCUCACACUGUUCUCCUCUUUCCCUUCUCCUCUUUCCCUUCUCCUCUUUCCCCUUCCCCCUUUUCUCUUUCCUUUUCGUCUCUUUUUUCCCCUUUCCUUUCCUAUUCCCUUUCGUCACCUUUCCCCUUUGUCUUCUAAAUUAGGUGAUCUCUUACUAAGCCCCUCUUUUUUUCCUCCAGACAGUGUAAAUUUUACUAAUUCAGACUCAUAAAAUAACAGAGCAAUUAGUAAUAAAAUAAAAUGUUUGCUUUCCACAAUCCUUCUCACUUACAACGAGCAGGGAAAGAGUAAAUAGAUUAAAAGCACGGUGGAAACGACCUGGCUGUAUUCCAUAUUUAUUUUCUUCCGACGACCGUAGAUCAAAUUUGUUCAGCCCCUAAGUGGGAAAACCACUUUAUUUUAUUUUUUUUUCCCGGCUCCAGCUCGCUCACGCUGCGUGUUUGUUCUCUCCCGCUUUCAUCCCGAGCCGUAAAGGUCCCCAGCAGGACCCAAGCUGGCAGAACCUCGCAUUAAUUUGCAGAACGGGCCUAGCUCGCACUUCUCCCGGGCUGGAAGGUGGAAAUAAAGCCCCUUUGGUGGCGCUGGGAAGGCGGGGUGGCAGGAGGAGGCUUUGUGGAGCGGGCGGCCGGAGCCGGAGCGAAUGAAAGUCGGUGGCGAGGUGGCCGCUGGGCCGGCUCUGGCACCCGCUGGCAGGAGAUUGCAUAACAGGAUGGGACUGGGGAUGGUUUUGGGGCUAAACUGGGUGAAACACGUGUCCUUGGCCGUGCAGAGCUGUCCCCGUUGCUGCGCUGGUGUGGGGCGGCCUCAGGGGAGAAUGGAAAUCUGGGCUGAUAAAAAAUACACGGGGAGGUGGCUCAGGCUGGUUUUGGGGGGGAACACCUUUGCUCUGGCUUCAUCCCCGACCUGUUCCUC
This is a messenger RNA of Zonotrichia albicollis (white-throated sparrow), 2032 nucleotides long. The record is from RefSeq and is a predicted model, not a curated record. Lineage: Eukaryota; Metazoa; Chordata; Aves; Passeriformes; Passerellidae.